Mercenaria mercenaria is the source of this 585-nucleotide messenger RNA. Its product is annotated as E3 ubiquitin-protein ligase RNF170-like. Gene Ontology annotation, biological process: protein ubiquitination. Gene Ontology annotation, molecular function: ubiquitin protein ligase activity. The transcript has 3 exons. NCBI's taxonomy places the organism in Eukaryota, Metazoa, Mollusca, Bivalvia, Venerida, Veneridae. The record is from RefSeq and is a predicted model, not a curated record. Bases 1 to 585 code for a protein of 194 amino acids.
AUGGCAGCGAAAUAUCUAGCCGAUACAUGUGAACGUUCUGGCCUAUGUUGCCCUAUCUGUUUACAGCAGUACCGUGAUCCAAGAACUCUGACAUGCAUUCACAUAUUCUGCCAAAGCUGCAUUCAUCAACACAUAUUGAAACAGAAAGAAGGCGGCCAUUUCAAGGAAGGGAUAGAAUGUCCUCUUUGUAGGAAAAUAACCCCUAAGCUUGCUGCGGAAAUGCAACCGGAAGACUGGUCAAAGAGUACAUAUGAUAGUCGUAAGCCUGCUGCUUUGCUGCACAAAAAUGGAGAGGUGUUAGAUUUUGAUAUUAAAUUUCCAGAUAAGGAGUGGAAGAUAGACGACAGCUUCCGCUCAUUUGAUAAAGCAUAUGAUAAACUUGCUGUUUCAGAUAGGGCGGAGAACAAAGUUAAUAUGCGAGGCACGUUUUAUGAACGACUACACAAUGACGCAAGAACAUUAAAAUCAAAGCUGAAACACCAAAUGGACAAGACUGACAAAGUUGGCAGUGAACUUGUCAGAAUGAAAAUAAAACUGAAAGAGAAAUCAGAAGUUGGAACAAAACCUAGCAAAAAUGAAAAAUGA